AUGAUUAUUACCAGUCGCUUCCUUAUUGACAUUUUCAUCAUUUCAAUCGACGUCCUCAGCGCUGACGUGAAGGCGUUCGAAUCGUCCAUUAGUACCAACGUGAUCGUCACCAGCGAGGGAAACGUCACCUGGCUGUCUAUGGUCAUCUUUAAGAGUUCGUGUUCCAUCGACGUGAAGUUCUUCCCGUUUGACGAACAAAACUGCUCCAUGCAGUUCGCUUCAUGGACCUAUGAUGCUUACCAGGUGAACGUGCUCACCAACGGCGAGGAUGACGGCGACGUAUCGAACUACAUCGAAAAUUCCGAAUGGUCACUGACUGGCUUCCAACAGAAGCGGAACGUCUUCCGAUUUUCCUGUUGCGACGAGCCUUACAUAAUUAUUCACUACCAUAUACUUAUUAAGCGAAGACCUCUCUUCUAUCUAUUUAACAUGGUCAUGCCCUGUAUCUUAAUAACUCUGGUGGCUUUGCUCGGCUUCUACAUGCCCUCCGAUUCCGGGGAGAAAAUAUCCAUGGGAAUUACCACACUUCUGUCCAUGACUGUAUUUUUAAUGAUAGUGGCCGAAAAGAUGCCACCGACAUCGGACGUCCUACCUCUCAUAGACCGGUUUCUCUGUGAUGACGCCGCCUUUCUCGACCCGGGGCGACGAUCAAUUCGAGCGACGAUAUUACUCCUUUUUUUUAAAUUUUCUUUUUCUUUUCCACCUACAUUCCUAAAUAUUAUUAAUGCCAAUAUGCGGCGCCAUUUUAUCCAAAUGAUUCCACAACAGUACUCGUACAUUCAUAGCAAUCACUACCUUCAUCACCAUCUAUGA
This is a messenger RNA of Acanthosepion pharaonis, 813 nucleotides long. The record is from the annotation of a GenBank genome assembly. NCBI's taxonomy places the organism in Eukaryota, Metazoa, Mollusca, Cephalopoda, Sepiida, Sepiidae.